AUGCCCGAUUUAAAGCCCCUGUGUCGGCGCCUCGGCCCUACGGCGCAUGCGUUAGGCGACCGCGCGGGUGGGCUCGGGGCGUGGCGUCCUCUGGCCCGUUCGCCGCAGCGGGGCGCGGGUGCCCGCCCGAGCGGCGUCGGGUCGGGCGUGGAGCCUGUCCCAGCGGCCGCCGGCGGUGGUCGGCCCGCUCGCCGUGCCGUGGCGAGGCGGCUGGACGGCUGGGGCGGGCGGGAAGUCGUUCGGACCCGUCCGGCAGCUUGUGCAGACCUGAAGCCGUUGGCGCUGGGGAUUCAGCAUUUAUCAGAUGUGUUUCUCCUGGGAGAUGCCUCCUGCUCAGUUCCGGUGGACCGGCUGGAAGUCAUGAACAAACAGUCCGUGCGUGUCAUUCCCGCUCCCAGGACUUCGUCCGAGAGGUCCGUGCGGUUUGACGUCGGCAGUGUGGACAGCUUUGAGUGCAACCUGGAGACCGCCCACUGGGAGCCGGGCAUCGACCCCCACCAGACGGCCGUGGUCCGCACCAGCGAGAGCGGGCCUCACUGCUCCGCUGGUUUUGCUCUGCUCGCAGCUGCAGCGUCCGCAGUGGCACAGGAGUCUCUACGUCGGUUUUUAUUGAAGAGAGAAUUGCUGAGGGGAAGGCUGAGCCAGGCGGCCGGAGAAAGGCUCUUUCUUGCAAACCCUGGUACCCACCCUUCUCCUGGUUGGCAUCCUCUGCCAAUGUCGUGGUGUUGGCCUGGCACUUACCACCCUGACGUCCUGGACCCGGCCGCGAUGCGGCCUGGCCGCUUUGACCGUCGGAUUUACAUUGGCCCCCCUGACAUCAAAGGCAGGUCCUCUGUCUUCAAGGUCCAUUUGCGUCCACUGAAGCUGGAUGGGAGCCUCAGCGUGGACACCCUGGCGAGGAAGCUGGCGGCCCUCACGCCCAACUUCACAGGCGCUGCUAUUUCCAGUGUCUGCAGUGAAGCGGCCCUCGUUGCCACCCGCCACCGGAGUCCUUCUGUUCAGGAGAAGCACUUCGAACAGGCCCUUGAGAGGGUCAUGGGAGGUCUUGAGAAGAAGAUGCAGGUCCUGCAGCCCUGUGAGAAGGUGACAGUGGCCUACCACGAGGCUCGCUCUGUGGUGCCGGGCUGGUUCCUGGAGCACGCGGACCCCCAGCUGAAGGUGUCCACUGGCCCCCGGAGUGAGGGGCUUGGCUUCGCCCAGUGCCUGCCCAGGGAGCAGUACCUACACACACAGGAGCAGCUCUUGGACUGUGUGUGCGCCCUGCUGGGGGGCCGGGUCGCCGAGCAGCUGUUCUUCGGGCGGGUCGCCAUGGGGGCCCAGGACCACCUGCGCGGGGUCACCCAGAGUGCCUACGCCCAGGUGUGCAGUUUGCGAUGAGGGCGAGGCUGGGGCAGGAGUCCUUGGACCUUCUGCAGCAGGACGAGGCGCUGCUGGAGAAGCCCUCCAGCGAGGCCACCCACCCAGCUCAUGGAUGAGGAGGUGCGGGCGCUCAUCAGCACCACCCAUGCACGCACCCUGGACCUGCUGUCUCGCUGCCGGGAGCAGGUGGACAAGGUGGGCAGGCAGCUGCUGGAGAAGGAGGUGCUGGAGCGGGCGGACAUGGAGGAGCUACUGGGCCCCUGACCCUUCUCUGAUGAGACCACUUACGCGGAGUUCGUGGAAGGCACAGGCGGCCUGGAAGAGGACAUGUCCCUUACCAUGGGGCUAAAGGGCUGGAACCGGGGACAGGUGAGGGACAGCCUGGAGCAUCACGUGCAGGAGAGCCCAGCCGAGCGCCUGGGCUUGCAGGGCAGCCUCCAGGGUCUUCCGAAAGCAAUUAAAACACACGGUGUUUUUAGCUGAGGGUCUUCUGCGCUGCAGGGAUUCCUGCCCCAGAGCACUUUCUCGCUGUUCCUGAGGCAGACGGGAGGGCAGUGGCAGCAACCCACCUGCCCCCUGGGGAGGCCUGAAUGUGGGAACCCCCUGGGCCCCUGAGGAAUCGGGUGGUAGGCUUCUCUGCAGGGCCAGCCGCUCGGUGGGGAAACCUCGCUGCUGGGCCCUGCACUUUAACUGCCCCAGGGGGAGAGGGAGAGGGGGCUUUGGGCCCAUUCAGAAACAUCAACUUUCGGGCGUUCCCCUGGAGGCUCAGCGGAAGCGAAUCUGACUGGCAUCCAUGAGGACUCAGGUUCAGUCCCUGGCCUCGCUCAGUGGGUUAAGGAUCCGCUGUUUCCGUGAGCUGUGGUGUAGGUUGCGGGUGUGGUUUGGAUCCUGUGUUGCAGUGGCUGUGGUGUAGGCCGGCAGCUGCAGCUCUGAUUUGAGCCCUAGCCUGGGAACCUCCAUAUGCCGUGGGUGCGGCCUUAAGAUGACAAAAAAAAAAAAAGAAAAAGAAACAUCACCUCUUGGUGAGGCAGCGGGGUGAUUCAAAGGUAGUAGCUCUCCGGGUUGGUGGAAGGCUUGCUGGUCCUUAGGGAGGGGCCUUGACCCCUCCCGCAGGGCUGUGGUUGGGGAGGGUGGGGGCGGAGUCUGGGCCCACGCACAGCCCUGGGGGGCACCCUUCAGAGUCCCCCCUCGUUCUCGAGGUGGGGCCUGUCUCUUGUGAUCCCUUAGGGUUGGAAUCUGAGAGAGGGAGGCCCUGUUCCAGGUGAGAGGAGCCACCCCUGGGUUGUAACCAAGGUCUCGGGCCCAAGAGCCCAGUGGUCUGGUCGGUCCCAGGGUGCCCCGGCGACCCAGGCCCUGGGAGCCGCGUCGGGGCUGGGAGCCUGGGCUUCGUGGGAAUGGCUUCUGCGUUGCCGCACAGGCCAGGAAUCGUCACAUGGUGACGGUCAGUGGCGCCUCGGGUGGACGUCUGGGCUGACUGCUGGUGGAGGGAGCCUCGCAGGGACCCAGUGCUGGCUUGGUCAAGGCCAUGGGCUGGAACUCGAGGACCGCGUUUCCAAAUCAUUUGUCACACGUGCCUCAAAAACAGACUCUCUACCUUGGGAUAAAACAUGUUCAGCCCUUUUGUUUGUAAAA
This is a messenger RNA of Sus scrofa (pig), 2991 nucleotides long. The record is from RefSeq and is a predicted model, not a curated record. NCBI's taxonomy places the organism in Eukaryota, Metazoa, Chordata, Mammalia, Artiodactyla, Suidae.